Phlebotomus papatasi is the source of this 5257-nucleotide messenger RNA. Its product is annotated as putative helicase MOV-10. The transcript has 11 exons. Gene Ontology annotation, molecular function: 5'-3' RNA helicase activity; ATP hydrolysis activity; RNA binding. The record is from RefSeq and is a predicted model, not a curated record. NCBI's taxonomy places the organism in Eukaryota, Metazoa, Arthropoda, Insecta, Diptera, Psychodidae. Bases 256 to 3720 code for a protein of 1154 amino acids.
AACGGAAUUGUGGUUAGGGAAUUCCGGGGAUUCCCCAAUAUUUUUUUAGAUUUGCCCUGUGCAAUUUUUCUAAGUGAUAAGCACGUACUUGCAGAAUAUCUAAUUGUGUUUCAUCAGAAAGUCGAUUGUUAAAUUUUCAGUGCAGGGUAGUGUCGUUUUUAGUGUCUCAUUUCACUUUAAUCAGUGUGGUCGAUCGUGAAAAAAUUUGAUUUACCUCUUGCUUUCCUAACAUUGGAUUAAACCAAAAGUAUUAAAAUGACUGAACAAAAAACAAGCAAGCUUGAUACAAAAUUAGAAAUAGUUGAGGCAAUCUUGGCUAAGCUAUACAUCAAUGGGAGUGUAAAGGAAGGACGGCUCCAAAAAAAAGUUUUAUAUAAGAUGACCAAUGAUUAUAUACGUAUUAAGAAGAUUGCGCAUUUUACGCACAAAGAUAUGUCUGGGGCAAUGUUACAACAUGGUUUUUGCUACUACAUGGAAAAAGAACAGGCUCACAAGUCCAAAUUUUUCAAUGUCAACACUGCUGCUAUUGGAAAACUGGCAGAAAAGUAUCCACGUAAUAAUUUUCUGGAUGAGUCACCAGAAGUGAGCGAAGGAGAAAAUUGCGAAGAAUUUGAUUUUACUGUAAAAUAUGUUCUGACCACCGAGCUAAAGCAAAAUCAGACUUUUGUAUUCUCUGAUAAAAGUUGCAUAGUCUGCAUGGAAACUUUUGACGAUCAAAGGAUGUUUGAAUGUCAUAUGAAGAGGCACGGAAAGGAAUUCCUUGUUAGGAAAACACAUAACUCGUGGCCACAAAUGAUAAACCUGAAGGCAGUUUUUCAGCAAGAAGAGGGAAAAUUCGUAUUCGAGAUUAAGUCUCAUGAAGAUGACGAAGACGAAGAGAUUACCAUUACUCGAAUCUUUUUGGUUCUUUCUGAGGAUAAUGAUUUUCACGAAGUGAAAAUUUACCCACAAGGAAAUUCUGUGAAAUUUGAUAUACACUGUGAUAUAUUUUCAACUGAGAAUCAUCCUUAUUCGAUUCUGGUAUUAUUCACCCUUAACAGGACGAUAUCACUUGUGACACAGUAUCAUUUUAAGCUGAAUAAAUUACUGUGCUCCAAUGACAUUGAUGAUGAUGCAAUAAAGGAAAGGAAUAAGUCGAACAUUCCUAAGCACAUUAAGAGAAUGGUUUUUGAGCAAUUGCCCUCAUACUAUCCGUCCAAAGAGAUGAAGUCGUUGAGUAAGAAGAAAUUCGCUGAAAAUAAUUUGACGCAAGUAGAAAAAUCUUUGCUAAGUGUAAUUAGUGAUUUAUUGAAAGAUGGCAUAAGACAAAAGACUUAUGUAUCAUUCUGGAAGACUCUUAUCGAGAUGGAGGAUUGUGCAGCAGAAGAACAGUAUGCAAAAAUCACUAAAACGCACCAAAAGCUAAAAUUUAGCCAGGGUUUCUAUAUCCUUUCUAUUCCAAAUUUGUCUGAGUUAACUCCUGCAAUUGUGGAAUGGACCAAAAUAACAAUUGCCCCCUCUGACCAGCCCAAGAAAAAAGUCAUCGGACGGGUAUAUCAAGUCAGGAAAAAUGAUGUUGUGCUAGAUAUUGAGGAGCAUUUGAACUUGAAAGCAUUGUACAAUGUUCGUUUUCUUACAAAUCGUUUGACGAUUCAAUUGGAGAGGGAGGCACUUCAGUACGUAGCAUUACAUAAAAUUUCAUCCUUCUUCUUCCCUGCCAUUCUGCCGAACCAUCAUUUUGAGCAAUAUGAGUUUGAAUGGAUCAAUGAGAGUGUGAAGACGAAUCCUGAGCAACAAAGUGCUAUUAUCAAUAUAGUUGGCAAAGCAUCCUUUCCAGCACCUUACAUCUUGAUGGGACCUCCAGGCACAGGAAAAACUACCACAAUUGUCGAGGCAAUUUGUCAAAUCUUGCGACAAAACCCUUACACUAAUAUCCUCGUAUCAGCAAGUUCUAAUUAUGCUUGCAAUGUUAUUACUCAUCGACUUCUAAAGCAUCUGCCUGAGACCUCGAUAUUUCGGAUGUUUGCAGGAUCUAAAGAGGCAGAAUUUGACUCUAUUGAUCAUGAGUUGGUGAAAAUCUCAAAUUUAAGAUUCGGCAGCCACUAUUAUCCACAUUUGGACGAAUUAACUCAAUACAAUGUUGUCCUCACAACACUUUCUGUCGCUGGAAGAUUUGCUCAGGCUAAGAUAAGCUGUGCGUACUUUUCGUAUGUAUUCAUUGAUGAGUCUGGCAGCAGCACAGAACCAUCAACAUUAGUUCCUAUUGCUGGUGUUAUAUCAUCUAAAAAUAACAUUCAUGGUCAGAUAAUCCUAGCAGGUGAUCCAAAGCAGCUUGGACCAAUUGUGAUAUCCGAUACAGCUAUGCCACAUUUGGGUGUAUCCCUACUUGAGCGUCUUAUUGACACCGGGAUUUACGCUAGGGAUCCAAAUACGAGGAAGUACAAUCCUCGUGCAAUAACCAAACUGAUUCGGAAUUUUCGGUCACAUCCUAAAAUUCUAGAAUUCCCAAAUAAAAAAUUCUAUUCUGGCGAACUUUUGGCUAAAGGAAGUCCGGAUGUGACACAUUGGGCUUGUAACUGGAAAUAUCUACCCAACCAAUCAAUACCUAUUUUGUUUGAGCAUGUUUUUGGUGAAUCGGAGCAAGAUGAUAAUUCUUCCAGUUGGUACAAUAAGCGUGAAGUCAAACGUGUUAUUUUCUACAUAAGAAAGAUCAUGAGAGAAAGGAAAGCAUUUGGCAGAGAGAUUGAGCAAAAGGAUAUUGGAGUAAUUACUCCAUAUAAAAAACAAUGCCAAAAGAUAAUGAUUGAAUGUAAAAGGAAGAAUUGGGUGGAUAUUGAUGUGGGUUCUGUGGAGAAAUUCCAGGGUCAAGAGAAACCUGUUAUAAUUCUCUCGACUGUUCGAUCAUUGACACGUGGUGUGGGCUUUUUGAAUAAUCCCAAACGUCUCAAUGUUGCUCUCACACGAGCACAAGCUCUUCUCAUAGUUAUAGGAAACGUUGAUACCCUUCAAAUGGAUCCUAUGUGGAACGAAUUUAUUGGUUUUUGCAAAAACAAUAAACUUAUGAAGCAGAUUGAGGAGGAGAAUGAAGCUGUUAAAGUUAAGGGUCAAGUCGGCAAAGCCCGGCGUGCUAAGAAAGCAAAGACUCCUGAUAAGGUAAUGCAACCAUCGAAACAAAUGAAAGAUUUACCAUUUUUGCCAGAUGUACCUAAAGAUACUACCCGUCAGAGUAGUGAAUCUGACAACUUUAUAAAUGUUAGGCACAAUUUGGUGCCUCACUCUAUCAAUUUGACCAAUAUGAAUUCUGUUGGAGAAUUGAGAGGAGUACCUUCUAUUGAGAGGCCUUCAUCAUUGUCUAGAAGUCCCAUGGGAAGCAGUUCACAUGGAAAUGACUCUGCUACUACUUUUAGGCCCUCUGUUACCCGUCAGAGUAAUGGUUCUGGCAAUCUUAAAAAUGAUAUGCACAAUGUGCUGCCUCUCUCUGAGAGGAAUUCUAAAGAAGUGCCUAUGGCAAGUUCCACUGAGAGGACUACCCCGCUAUUUUCUGGGAAUUCCAUGGAAAGUGUUGCAAAUAGGAAUUCCGAUUUUCCUACUACACUCAGGUUCAUUAGACCUGAUGGAUUCAAUCCUAGUUACGGAUCUAAUAUAAGUUCGAGAUAUGUCUCAAAUGCAGCAUAUCGUUCUCAAAGUAACCCAACAAUCCACCGUAAGCUCAAAAAGGAAUCUACUUGUGUAAUAAUGUAGUUCAUGAUCUUUUUGUACUUACAAAUUCAAAAGUAAAGCGUGAAAUCGAGUGAAUUUCCCCAUGGAAGAAUGACUCUCAAAUUUUAGUCACAGUAGAUAAAAAUAACCUAAGGCAGAUUUGGAAAGGUCAUUUUAUUGUGAUUCUUUUAAACCAUUUCUUUGCUUUAUUCCGAUGGCUGGUUAGUAAACUCGCGAACCUUCUUCUUAAUUCCCCUCAUCAGGUUUUUGACAAUCAUCAAAUGAGGUUUAGCUAUAUGGCUUAACUCUAUUUUUUUAUCAAUUGCGAAUUUUUGGAAAAAAUUAACUUAGGAUUGGAUUAUUAAGGACAAAUGACCUAUUAGGCUUUCAAAAAGCAAUAAAAUUACUCGCAAUUUAAGAUUUUGAGACAUUCGGGAACUGGGCUAAACCUUAGCGUAGUGGCUUAAUGCUAGAUCUGGCCAAAACAAUGGUGGAACAUCAUGGCUUCGAUAGAGCGGCAGAAGACGUUUCGAGACAUUCUUCGAUGUAAAUCUCUUUGUUCAUGAUCCCAGUCAUGAAAAAUUCUUGACUUCAAAGACCACACGAGCAAAUUGCCAUCCAUACCAAGUACUUUUUUCGGGAACUUGGUGUAGUUCUUAUAUCGAUACUUGAUGUGUACACGUACACCUGUGCGAGUCUUUGCCGUAGUAUUGUUGUCCAGGCAAUUGGUGGAAGUCGACUUUCACGAUAGUUUCGUUGUCCAUUAAAACACAUCUUUCAAAACCUUUAAGAAGGUGAUCAUUCAGCUUUAUGGACCUUGUUUUGGCGGACUGUCGUUGCUUAUCUGUACGAUGAGGUGCAGGUUGGGCUUUAUAAGUCACUAAAUGACUAAAUUAUUCUUCUUCUUAAUUUUAUGAACUAUAGUAUAGGUAAUGUGAAAUACCCGUCUUUUUGGCCACAUCUCGGAGGGUAGAGAAGGGUUCCUCUUAAAGUACCCCAGCACCCUUUUCCUCAUGUCGCGGUCUUGAAUUCCAGGGGCUUCCAACCACCAGCUUGCUUUCGGGCAAUCGUCUUUGUAUCCUUGAAUCGCAAUACUACCUUUCGGACUGUUGAGCGCGACUUUGUGGUGAGUUUUCCUAUUUCCGCAUAAGUCGCAUUUGGAUUUUGUAGGUAAAUGUCAACUAUCUGUUGUCGGAUUCUCUCCAUCUUCUUGAGAUAUCUCAACCAAAAGUCAAUAUUUUUAAACGAGAGUGGUAUCAAAAUAAAACUAAUGAAAUGCACUAAAAAUGACAACUGAUAAACAAAAAGUAAACAAUAAUUGAAACUAUCAAAAUCAUAUCAAGUAUUGGGAAAAUUCAAAUGAUUCCACGCUUUAAGUUUAGGCGUCUAUCAUUAAAAAUAAGCAAAAAACAAGUUAAAAUGAAUUUGUUAUUCAUCUAUGAAAAAAAUUAAAUGUGUGAUGGUUAAUUUGAAUUAAAAUGAUAAAAGUUCUAUAUUUACACAUAUUACAUAUUUUUAUUAUUCAACAUGUUAAUGUAUCUUGGAAAGUUUAAUAAAGUUGGUGUUGGAUUAAAUUAAA